Molecule: messenger RNA, 1860 nt
Organism: Penicillium crustosum
Lineage: Eukaryota; Fungi; Ascomycota; Eurotiomycetes; Eurotiales; Aspergillaceae
Product: WASP family protein
Exons: 4
Coding region: 1-1860 (619 amino acids)
Source: RefSeq, a predicted model, not a curated record
AUGCCCUCCAUUCUCAGUGACGCCGACAAGGAAACUGUCAAGCGGAAUGUCCCCAAACCCGCCAACAAGAUCCUCGCCGUAGCUGUCGCGCGACUUUACGUCGCCUACCCGGAUGGACAGAAAUGGACAUAUACCGGAAUUCAAGGGGCUGUUGUCCUUUGCAAUGACCUCGUGGGAAGGACUUUCUGGCUUAAAAUAGUCGAUGUCUCGCCCGCUGGCAGGGGCGUGAUCUGGGAUCAGGAGAUUUAUGACAACUUCUCUUACAACCAGGACCGAACCUUCUUUCAUACAUUCGAACUCGAAGCCUGUCCCGCCGGCCUGUCCUUUGUCGACGAGAAGGAGGCCAAGACCUUCAUCAAGAAGGUGCAUGAGCGCGAGAAACAUGCAAGUAAAGAGACCAUCAAGACUCCUUUCGCAUCUACCCGAGGCCAGGGACCUGCUCCCGUUACCAAUGGGAAAGUAGGACGGUCUUUGUUUGGCAGCUUGUUGCAUCGUUCGAACCCAGCUCCAAGUACACCAGCGCCGACAGCCCCUGCGCCUUCGAUACAGGUUGCUCCUCCACCCCCGAUGCUGUCCCCAAACCCGCCACCAGCUAAGCCAGAUUUACCAUUUGAUACGAGUGACCCCUCUUGGAAAGGGCUGCUGGAUGAGCUUAAGGGGAUGGGAAUUACCGAAGACCAAAUUGCCGAGAAUUCCGAAUUCAUCAAAGCUUGGAUUGACCAGAAGCAGGCAGGGGCGGCCGAGUCUGCUCCUGCUGAGGAUCACAAUAAGCCGAAAGCUGCUCCUCCACCGCCACCUUCUGCACCUCCCGCUCCGAAAGUAACCUCGAUCAGUCCCCAAGACACAGGUUCCAGCUCGACAAGCAGACGGGGACCACCGCCGCCGCCGCCGUCACGGAAGACACGUUCUGAAGCACCAGAAGAACCGGUUUCCCUCCCCCCUCGUGAGCCAUCUCCGCCUGCGCGACGAUUCAAUGCGCCGCCUCCAUUUGCAGACGCAGGAAAAUUCGCAGAGCCCGCCGGCCCUGUACCUCCUCGGCGUCCACGCGCGAUUUCGAACGUCAAUGCAGGGCCUCCGCCGCCCCCGCGACCACCAAAGACACCGAUGGACGAUAGCCAAUACAAUCAAUCGAGUCAAUCUCGAUUUGGGGUACCCCCGCCUUUCUCUGGUGACCGCAAGGUGUCUGCACCACCGGCACCCCCCAGCCGUAGCCCUGCACCAGGUGGCCCUCCCCCUCCGCCGCCUCGCACAGCAAGCCCAGCAGCACCACCUCAACUGCCUCCCAAAGUGCCGCCCAUGGCCACUACAACUGGACCUCCUCCUCCACCCGCCAGAGGCCCUAUUUCACCUCCACUUCCACCCCCCGCCAGCGCCCCGGCCUGUGCCAGCUGCACCAUCUCAUGCAGCAGCUCCUCCUCCUCCUCCACCAAGAGGACCAGUUUCACCUCCCCCCCGCCCCGCCCUCGGCACCUACCGCCUGUUUCGGGGGCACCUGGUGGACCACCGCCGCCGCCUCCACCGCCUGGGGGUGGAGGUGGUGCUCCUCCUCCACCUCCACCCCCUGGCGGUGCUGCGCCACCCUUGCCAAAGCCCACCGGUGGGCACACCGAUCUGCUAGCAUCCAUCCGAGCUUCUGGUGGCCAUGGAGGCGGAGGCUUGCGCAAGGUCAAGGAUACGGAAAAGAACGAUCGAAGUAAAGCUAUGGUACCCGGUGCUGCUAACGAGUCGUCGGCCACAAGCCCCAAUGCAGGAGGCGCCCCACAAGGUGGCUUGGCCGGCGCAUUGCAAGAUGCUCUCAACAAGCGGAAACAAAGAGUCAGCGGAAGUGAUGACGAGAAAGACAACGACGACGAUUGGUGA